Molecule: messenger RNA, 540 nt
Organism: Letharia columbiana
Lineage: Eukaryota; Fungi; Ascomycota; Lecanoromycetes; Lecanorales; Parmeliaceae
Exons: 1
Coding region: 1-540 (179 amino acids)
Source: RefSeq, a predicted model, not a curated record
AUGCGCUGGAGCCUAUUGCAGGUUGCGCGUCGUCAAACUUCCAUGCCGUCCGAUGAUCGCUCAGCAGAUCCAGCUCCAGUACCAUCAAGGACUCUCUCCGAUGAAGCCAUUGUUCAACAGAUUGAGAAACUUCGCCAAAUGGAAAUGGACCAACCUCCUCGUGGCGUUGACACGCAGCCCAACAACAAUACCUACUCAACGAGACCGUUUCUCAAUGGCAAUCUGUCAUCAAUCCUAGUAAACUCGAUAACACGCGGUCUUUAUCGAGCCCAACGGACUUUGCAUUUGACACGGCUCCGACUGUCUUUGAUGAGUCUGUCGCUUCCAGCAAAAACACAAAACCGACGACAUCGCUCGGUGUACAAGCCAUUGCUUCCGAAAGACCCUAAACGAGAAGUGGACCCGGACCCGCCGAAGGUAGGAUCUGAAGUUGUCGGACUGACAUCGUUUCAAACAGAAGACCUGAACCUUGCUACAGAUGGCGCCAAAAGCAUGAUCAUGGAUGAAGUAAUGGUAUCUGCGGUUAAGGGGAGGCCAUGA